This is a messenger RNA of Prinia subflava (tawny-flanked prinia), 1392 nucleotides long. Its product is annotated as aquaporin-12-like. The coding region runs from base 1 to 1233 and encodes 410 amino acids. Gene Ontology annotation, biological process: transmembrane transport. The record is from RefSeq and is a predicted model, not a curated record. The transcript is spliced from 3 exons. Lineage: Eukaryota; Metazoa; Chordata; Aves; Passeriformes; Cisticolidae. Gene Ontology annotation, molecular function: channel activity. Gene Ontology annotation, cellular component: cytoplasm; membrane.
AUGAAAUGUUUUGUUCCUUCUGGGAGAGCUGUCAGCUCUGGGGAGCUGCUGUGGGCUCUCAGGUGUGAAUGCUGGGGCUGGGGGCUCACUCAGUGCCUGGUGAAGGUAACACCGGGAUUUGCUGGGACAAACACCUUGGUGGCUGCUCCAGCUGCUGUGACUCCAGCAGCUCCGUGUGGCGCUGGCAUUGCCCCCGGGGGUCACACGUGGGGCCUUUCCCAGGCCUGUCGGGCUGUGCCACGUUUGCUUUUGCUUGGCUUUAUAAAGAGGAGGUGCAGGAGCUUCCUCUGCUCCUUCCCAGGCUCUGCCCCCAGUGCAGCCUUCACCAUGGAUGGCUUGAAUGUCUCCAUUGCUUUUUUCUUCCUGGUUUUUGGGGCGUGCCAGGUGCUCCGGUGGCUUUCCAAGAGGUUUCUGUCUCCCGGAACACACGGCUGCCUUGCCAGGGAAUUUGCUGGCUCGUUCCAGCUGUGCACGAGCUGCCUGGAGCUGAGGAUGCUGAUGGACAUCGGGCCCUGGAGCGGCGGCUUUGGCCUGGACGUGGUCCUGACCCUGCUCUUCCUCCUCUCCGCCGUCCACGGCGCCUCUUUGGACGGAGCCUCCGCCAACCCCACCGUGUCCCUCCAGGAGUUCCUGCUGCUCGAGUCCAGCCUGGCAGCCACGGGGGCCAAGCUGCUGGCCCAGGCUGUGGGUGCAGGGGCGGGCUGGGCUGUCACCCGGCUCUGCUGGUCCUGGGAGCUGACACAGCUCCACUUCAUCCAGAACCUGCUCGCGCCCGAGUGCAGCUCCUCCAUCCGCGCCUCCCUGCCCCACGCUGCCCUCGUGGAAGGCUCCUGCUCCUUCCUCUUCCACCUCGUGCUCCUCAAGGUGCGCCAGAGCCACCCCCUGUGCCGGGUCCCUGUGCUGGCAGUGACUGUCACCUUCCUGACGUACACAGCCGGACCGUUCACGGGGGCCUUCUUCAACCCUGCCCUGGCCACAGCCAGCACCUUCCACUGCUCGGGGAGCAGCUUCUGGGACUACAUCCAGGUCUACUGGCUGGGGCCCCUCGCAGGGAUGCUCACUGCCCUCCUGCUGUUCCAGGGCAACAUCCCACGCCUCUUCCAGAAAAACCUCCUCUAUGGCCAGAGGAGCAAAUACAAGGUGCCCAAGGCAAAGGUGACAGCGCAGGUGGAGGGUGACAAACCACAGAGGAAGAGGAAAACGGGGAAGAGCAACUCUGAGCCCCGUGCCUGAGCCCAGGGGUCCUGGCAGCCCUUCUCCUAGGGAAGGGUUUCCUGGUGUGGAGGAUUUUGCUGCUCGUUCAGUCCUUAAAGCAUCACAAAGGAAUCCUCAGGAUGCCCCUGAGCUCCUUUGGGAAUUGCUUUGAAAACCUCUCUGGAGAGCCCGAAAUGU